AUUUUUUUUUUUUUUAGAAGUUUCAAAAUGGAUAGAAAUUGGAUGAGUGCGAAUAGAUUAUCAGCGGAGUAUAGUGAAGCAUGGGUGCGAACUAAUAUUCCACUUAGAGACAUUACGUGGCCUAAAGUGAGCCAGGACCUUAAAAACCAAUUAUGGGAACACAUAAAGGUCGCGUUUGAUGUACCAGACACAGAUAAGAGGAUGACAAUUGCUAAAGGUGGAGAUAGGUGGAAAGAUUGGAAAAGUACCCUAACAGAAGGUAUUUUUACAUUCAAAGAUGUCGCUCCCCAUCUUCUCGAGAAGCCCCCCAAACUUUAUGAAAAAAUAAUUAAUUUGCAAGAAUGGAGAGAGUUUGUGGACUCGAGAUUAAGUCCAGAAUUUGGUGUGAAGAGGAAGAGGGCCCAAGAGAGUAGGGCUUGUAAUCUUUAUCCCCAUCGCACUGGACGAGGUGGUGUAAGGAUGAUUCAAGAACAGAUGGAGAAAGAGGUCGGCCACCAAAUUACUGAAUUUGAUAGAUCUGAAAUUUGGAAAAGAUCUCGCACUAAGUCUAAUGGCGAGGUGGAGGGCCCAACUACAGAAGUCGUUAAACGGAUUGAUGAAUUAUGCAAGCAAGUGUCAGAGGGUCUUGUACAAGUGGAAGGUGAAAGAGACGUGCUGACCAUGGCGCUCGGGACAGAUGAGCAUGGUGGUCGGGUUCGAGCCAUGGGUUUCGGCAUCACCCAAACCCAAUAUUUCAAUACACCACGCCCUAAAAGGAAAAAUGUCGAUGGGUCAAACCAGGCAUCAUCUGAAUUGGAGAGACGCGUGCGUGAGACAGAGGAACGCAACAGAAAGUUGGAGGAUAAAGUGGAUGAGCUCAUUCGUCUUAUUAGUUCCCAGCAUAGCAGCGUUGCAUCUGGUUCCGGUGUUGGAGGAGCAUCAACUGAACCACCGAACGUUGACAUUGCCUCCGAACCAGUAGCACGACCGUCGAGUGCUGCCAAUGUCUACUCUGCACCAGAUCCCAUAGCACAACCGUCAGGUGAUGCCAAUGUCUACUCUGCACCAGAUCCCAUAGCACAACCGUCGGGUACUGCUAAUGUCUACUCUCCAUCACCCCCGCGUUUUCGAGAGGAAAUUGCUCCAGCAGCAGCACCGCCACCUACUGGUGGUAGUUCGGAAGAGACCUUACCAUGUUGGAUGCACUGUCUGUUGGAGCCUAGUGGGAUGGUACUGAAGGUUGCUUCAGGCCACAUUGUCAAGGAGAAAUAUUUGAAAGAUGGAAAGUUUUCCAUUAACAUGGAAGAAUACCUACACAAAGAUUAUCGUCGGGUAUAUAUCGAAAAAGCCAAUAUGGAGAAUGCACUGCUCCCGUGUCCCUUAGUCGACGAUUCAUUGAUGACAGUAGGUCAAGCUGUAAAUGGUCAUGUGGCAUGGCCAAAAGACUAUCUUACACCUGUUGGGAAAUAUUUGACACAACCACCCACCAAGAAACUUCAGAAGCAACCCGUGAAGAAAAGCUCUGAAGAUUUACUCGGUCCUCCAACACAGCCUCUAAAACACCCUGGGAGGCCGAGUAAGGCAAAAGUUAAUGCAAAGUAUGCCCAACCACGCCAAACUUCUUCCAUUAUUGCAUUUUGGAACUUCGUCAAAAGGUGGCCCAAGUCAUCCAUGCUCCAAUUCCAAGUCCAGAAUGAGCUAUUUGGGGUCGCAGAUGACUCUAUUUGGCUUGCUAAGAGUGACAUUCAAGAAUUGUGCACCAUGCAAUACUUGGGAGCCCAACAAAUAGGAGUUUGGUGCAAGUACCUUAAAGAAAGACUGUUGGACAUGGGUGGGUUGAAUCGAGUCUAUGAAUUUUUAAAUCCGGGUGCGAUUGCCACCGAUGCAGGGGAUGAGAGUAAUCGUUGCCAAGCACUAGUCGCUCGAAUGACUAGGAUGACUAAUUCAGAGAAAUGGCUUAUUGCCCCAUAUAAUAAUAGGAAGAUGUUUCACUGGAUGCUUGUAGUCAUCCAGCCAAGUACGCAGACGGUGGCGUACUUGGAUUCAGGCAACGACGACAUCCCGGAUGAUUUGAACUUUAUUAUAUCCACAUCGUUCACAAUGUAUAACCGAAUGGUACGACGACCUGAUCGACCUACCCAGUGGAUGACUCCUAUUUGUCCUCAACAACCCGAUGACAAACAGUGUGGAUACUACGUCAUGAAAUUCAUUGAAAGUUUCAUGGUCGUAGAAGAUCCAAUACAAUUGUUGACCCGACAAGAUAGGUUCUCCACUCCGUACACUAAUGAUGAGAUAAAUAUUAUGCGUGAUCGGUGGAUUCAUUAUGUGAAAGCGGAAGCGGAGCGACAACAGUUACCGUGUUAGACAGUGUGUAUACAUAUACAUAUUUAGAUGAUAUUAAUUAGCGUUAGUUCAAUUAUUGUGACUAUACAAAAUUUUAAAUAUAUUUAGACGUUAGUUUAAUUGUUGUCACUAUGCAGAUUUUUACAAAAUUUAAAAAUUAAUGCAGGGAAAAAAAUUGCAGAAAAUUUGUUUUUUUUUCCUAUUUUUCAAAUGUACCGACCGAAAAAAACCGUCGCUAAAAAAAUUCAAAAACGAAACCAGCAUAU
Cannabis sativa is the source of this 2588-nucleotide messenger RNA. RefSeq lists its product as uncharacterized. Gene Ontology annotation, molecular function: cysteine-type peptidase activity. The coding region runs from base 28 to 2343 and encodes 771 amino acids. The record is from RefSeq and is a predicted model, not a curated record. Lineage: Eukaryota; Viridiplantae; Streptophyta; Magnoliopsida; Rosales; Cannabaceae. The transcript has 8 exons. Gene Ontology annotation, biological process: proteolysis.